Molecule: messenger RNA, 5085 nt
Organism: Penicillium samsonianum
Lineage: Eukaryota; Fungi; Ascomycota; Eurotiomycetes; Eurotiales; Aspergillaceae
Product: bifunctional ATP-dependent DNA helicase/ssDNA endodeoxyribonuclease DNA2
Exons: 5
Coding region: 1-5085 (1694 amino acids)
Biological process (GO): replication fork reversal
Cellular component (GO): cytoplasm
Molecular function (GO): 5'-flap endonuclease activity; single-stranded DNA helicase activity
Source: RefSeq, a predicted model, not a curated record
AUGGCAACAAACAAUGCAUACCCCAUAUCCUCAAACUCACGAACAAAAUUGAACGCGUUUCGCUUCCAAGAAGGCGACGUAGUUCCCGACGGCGCUACCUCGAAAGACGAGACGAAAUCAGUUAAUGGGAGCAAAGAACAUAAAAGCUCGGGCUCAAACAGUGUAGCAGAGCUGAUGCAGGCGUCUUCUGACAAAGGAUGUCCUCCGCCUCGCGACGCUCAAGCACCGGAACCCCAAGUACAAGAAUCAAAGCUGAUUAAAGAAUGCCCUCAGACUCCGGGAAAUAGGAUACCUCUGGCGGAUUUGAUCAGCAACGCUGAGGAUUCGUUUGAUCCCGCGCCAGGCCCGGAGGUGACGCCAGUUGAGCAUGUCAUCUGGCAGCAUGUGCCUGCCAGCUCGAACCCAGACACCUCGUCCCAGACACCCGCGGGUCGUCGCAGGAAGCGCCGGCAUAGUUCUUCGCCUGCUGGUUCUCCCUCGAACGGGAAUAAGAAAAAGGUGCAAAAGGAACCACUUGAUCUGCAUUCAAUACAAGCCCUCUUCAAGACACCGCAACAUGAUAUGGCUGCUGAAUUGUGGAACAACUACAUGGAUAAAAACAUGGUUGAUGGCCCCGAUGAUCUUCCACCGCCACGGUUCGCAAAUCUUCUUUCCUCGUCGCCACAGACACCAGGUUCCGGCAGAACAAGUCGAGACUCGUCAGGGCUGAGACGCGCGAUCAGCUGCACCACCGAUUUCCCUACCUCUCGCACAAAACGACGACGAGUCAAUAGACUAGAUGUUGGUCCCAGUCGCGGCGUGUUUCAACGAACUAGCAGCAAUGUCGAAUCUGGGAAACCCAAGUCCUCAAGGAUCAACUAUCUUAUGGAAAAGAUUGAGAAAAGUAUACACAUGGCCCCUGCCGAUGUGGCUCCACCUGGAUCGUCGCCUCUGCGCCAACAUAUGGAUACGCGAAGGUGUCGAUCGUCUUCCCCCACGAGGGACAAUAAACUUCACGAGGCCGACGAAGAAACCGCCGAAUCCCCAUGUGCUGUACCGCUUGAAAAAGUAAGACCUGGGAAACUGCCCGUUCUUCAAGAGUCGUCCUCCGAGUUCGGAGACGAUGAUCUUGAUCAAGAUCUGAUGGACCUAGCCAAUGCCUCGGAUGAUCCUUUCAUUGAGCCGGCACAUUCAUCUAAUGAUCUUGAUCAAGGUCUGAUGAAGCUGGCCGAUGCCUCGGAGGAUCCUUUCAUCGAGCCGGCACAUGCAUCUAAUGAGUUUGCUUCUCUGGGAUCUUCUGACUGGGCUGCCCUUGACGCAGAAAAGUCUCGUUCAUGGCAGCCCAAAAAGAAUUCAAUGCUCGACAGCAAAGCUCCCAUACUCAUACCCCAUAACACUACGACUAACGAAACAAAACGCGAUGAAUUCGAUGACUUUGAAGAUGAAUAUGAUGAUCUGCCUGACAACUUGCAGGAAAUUCUGGCAAAGUGUGACACAAAGCCCGUUCCGGUCAAUUCCUCAAAGCCAACAACCACUGGACCAUCUUUGCAGAGGUCAGAUGCAAUGAAUUCCCCGGUAAAUGGCAGUAUGCAUAGCAAAACCCCAACUGCCGUACCAGUCAAACCUGAGGUGGCAUCAUCGGAUGAUGAGUUUGAUGAUGAUUUUGAUCUGGAGGCCAUUGAGCAAACUAUGAAGCAAGCUGGUGAAGGAGGACCCGCUUAUAACCUAAAAGGGCGACAAGCCAUCAAACGUUACCAGAUCGUUGACAUCACGAAGAGCACAUAUGUUACUCCGAAAGGACGUACUCAGCCAGAGCAGGGUUUGCUAGUUGAAGACGAGAAAACCCGAGACCGCAAGGCUAUUAUCUUGCGAGAGUCAUGGUUUGACACUCCCUGCAGCAAGGACUCGUACAUCCACCUGGUCGGGGACUUCAACGCAGCCGGCCAAUGCGUUGUGGAUAAUUUGAACCACAUGAUCAUCCUUCACCCUGACCAUCUCAUUUCUGCUACGGUCGUAGCAGACUCGAUAGACUGCCAGCGACGGGCCGUCCUUCAAGAUCGAGUCAAAGUCAUUGCCGCACUCGAACGACCGCAAGCCUUCGGAGUGUUUUUCCACGAAGUUUUUCAAGAAGCCCUCAAAGCGAACCAAUGGGAUAUGGAGUCAUUGAAGACAUUGGUCGAAACCGUCAUGGGCAGACACAUUGAAGAGCUGUACUCGAUUCAAAUGAGUAUCCCUGAAGCCGUUGAAUAUCUCAUGAGCAGGAUGCCUGCUGUUCUCGACUGGGCAGAUGCUUUCCUUCAUGUCAAGCCACAGGCCAAGUCUAUGGUUGAAGACCGCAAUAGCACUAAGCUGAACUUGAGUAUCAACAAACUGCUUGAGGUAGAGGAGCACAUCUGGUCCCCAAUGUAUGGCCUCAAAGGCAACAUCGACGCGACGGUGCAAGUCACUUGUCGUGAAGAUAAGAUGGAGAAGAACCUCGUGGUUCCGCUGGAGCUCAAGACUGGACGAAGGGAUACAAAUCAGUCACAUAGGGCUCAAACAGCUCUCUACACUCUACUCCUGUCGGAUCGCUAUGAUAUCGAUGUUACAUUUGGCCUUCUCUACUACCUUGAGCUAACAAAAACACUGAGUAUCCGUGGGAUCCGACACGAACUGCUCCAGAUGAUCCAGGUGCGCAAUCACCUCGCUGGCUAUAUUCGAGAAAGGCAGCAGCUUCCACCGAUGUUGAAGAAAGCUCGUCAAUGUAUUCGAUGCUAUGCCAAGACUCCUUGCCUCAUCUACCACAAGCUCUCCGAGGAUGGUGAUGGCGAGACCAGCGCACUUGGCGAGGAUUUCGAUGCAGCUGUUGGCCAUCUGAACAACGGUGAUCGGGACUUCUUCCGUAAAUGGGAUGAACUUCUGACCAAAGAAGAGGGUAAUCUCGUGAAGUUCAGGCGAGAACUUUGGACAUUGCUGAGCAGCGAGCGUGAAGCUCUGGGCCGAUGCUUCGGGGAUGUCGUUAUCGAUCCGAAUUCUGUGUAUGAGGAGAACAUCGGGACAAAGAUAAACCGCUACCAUUAUACGUUUGUCAAAAGGCAGGCGCCUCCUGGUUUCUCCUUUGCUGAAUCUCAGAUAUCUGUGGGUGAACCGAUUGUCAUUUCGGAUGAAAAGGGCCACUUUGCUCUUGCCAACGGAUACGUGGUGCAUAGUAGUUCGUCACACAUCAAGGUUGGCGUGGACCGGAAACUUCACAAUGCACGAUCAAAGACGGCUGGCUUCGAUGCAGUCACAAACCAGUCUUUCAGGGGAAUCAUGGAGGUCGGGAAAGAAGAGCCUGCUGCCCUGGAAACCCCAGAUGAACAGCUCGUUUACCGGAUCGACAAAGAUGAGUUUAGCAAUGGCAUGGCCAUUGUUCGAAACAACCUCAUCUGUAUGAUGGAUAAAGACUUGUUCCAAGCGAGGCAGCUUCGACGGCUCAUUGUUGAGGGGCAGGCGCCCGCCUUCAAGACGACAUCAUCUUCAUACACGAUCUCCGAUCCUGGCAACCUGAAUGUUGAUCAAAGACAAGCCAUUGACAAAGUGAUGAGCGCCAAAGACUAUGCUCUUGUCCUUGGAAUGCCUGGGACUGGAAAGACCACAACCAUCGCCCAUAUAAUUAGGGCCCUUGUCGCACAAGGCAAGAGUGUUCUUCUUACAUCUUACACCCACACUGCAGUUGACAACAUUCUGCUGAAGAUUCGAGACGACGACAUUCGUGUGCUGCGUAUAGGUGCAACCGCCAAAAUCCAUCCAGAUGUUCAGGAAUUUGCCGAUCUUGCCGCAAUCCCGAAAUCAACCAUUGAAGAACUCAAGGACUCAUACGAAAAGCCGCAGGUCGUUGCCACUACAUGCCUCGGAGUCAACCAUAACAUUUUCAACCAACGCAUCUUUGACUAUUGUAUUGUCGACGAAGCGUCGCAGAUCACGCUCCCAGUCUGCCUCGGCCCCAUUCGUAUGGCAAGGACUUUUAUCCUGGUCGGUGAUCACUAUCAAUUGCCGCCGCUUGUGCAGAACAAAGCGGCCCAGGAAGGAGGACUUGAUAUCAGUCUCUUCAAACUACUCUCGGAUGCACAACCAGAUUCGGUUGUCAGCCUCGAGCACCAGUACCGCAUGUGUGAGGAAAUCAUGUUACUUUCCAACACUCUGAUCUACUCGGGCCGUCUCAAAUGCGGCACGCCGCAGGUAUCAGCCCGGUCUUUGGAUAUACCCAAGAUCAACGCCCUCGAGAAAUUCCAUGUUGAGGACUUGAGCCAUGCUCAGUCACAGUCCCAACGAGAAAUCUGCUCGGGCACCCCCAGUAACACCUGCUGGCUGCGAGACUUACUGACACCAUCUGCAAAAACGUGCCUGGUCAACACCGAUCCGAUCGGCCCCGCAGCCCUCGAGAUAGCACAGGGCAAUCGAGUCGUGAAUCAUAUGGAGGUCUUCCUCUGCUCACAACUUGUGGAGUCAUUCAUUGCCUGUGGUAUUCCCGCGCGCAACAUUGGUGUAAUCACUUUCUACCGCAGCCAACUCUCUCUCCUUCGCCAGAGCCUGCGACACUACACCCCGGAUCUGGAAAUGCACACUACAGACAAGUUCCAAGGCCGCGACAAAGAGGUCAUUAUCCUGAGCUGCGUCCGCAGUAACGCCGAAAACAACGUCGGCGAGCUCCUACGUGACUGGCGUCGUGUCAACGUCGCCUUCACCCGCGCCCAGACCAAGCUCCUGGUUGUCGGCAGCAGGUCCACUCUCCGUGAUGGCAACGAGCUCCUCUGCAAAUACGUGCGUCUAAUGGAAAGCAAAGGUUGGGUUUACAACUUGCCCAGCGAGGCGAUAGACAAGCAUGUUUUCCCUUCCUGUACAACACAGUCGCAGCUCAUGUCUCCGGGUGCGGCCUUGACUCUUGGCUCUGCCAAGGGCAAAGGUAAGGGUAAGAACAAAACACCUUCUCGCUCUUCCCGUGAACCACUAAGCCCACUGGGUUCCCGACAAGCAGCACCCGGCCUUCGAAAGCCUUCAAAGACGGGUGCAAAGCUGUUCAACGGCACGAAGGUGGUUGGGAAUCGGCCCAUCCUGCGAGACAUAGUGAAUGACCUGACGGGCUAG